This is a messenger RNA of Malania oleifera, 1552 nucleotides long. RefSeq names its product altered inheritance of mitochondria protein 32-like. The transcript is spliced from 5 exons. Bases 63 to 1244 code for a protein of 393 amino acids. Lineage: Eukaryota; Viridiplantae; Streptophyta; Magnoliopsida; Santalales; Ximeniaceae. The record is from RefSeq and is a predicted model, not a curated record.
GGAUUUUUAACCCCACCCGCGGGCCUUGUAGGAAAAGGAAGUAAACGGAGUUUUGCUGAAGUAUGCGCAUUGCGCACCCGAGCCGUUUUCUCAUUUCAGUGGCGGAGCUUUCCCUCGCAGUGUCCUCUCUCAGUCUCCACAGGCUUCGCCAUCUCUUCCCACUGCAAUCCCUCGCGUUCGCCAUGUCCGGGGCUCCAGAUUCCGUCGACCCCUUCGCCGCCGCCGCCGGCGGUGACGACCUCAAGUUCGGCUUCCAGCGUCCGGAGAUGUACAAGAGCUCGCUCGCCGGUACCGUCGAUCCGCCGUACGACCGCCAUGUUUUCCUCUGCUUCAAGAGCCCCGAUUUUUGGCCUUCUCGAGUCGAGAACUCCGACUCCGAUCUGCUUCCCAAGCUUUUAUCCUCGGCUGUCAAGUCUCGCAAGAACGACAUCAAUGUCAAGACUCGUUUGACGAUAUGUGAGGGCCGAGAGGGAACUGAGUUUUCGGACGGUGACGUGUUAAUUUUCCCAGAAAUGAUCAAAUAUAGGGGUUUGAAGGAGUCGGACGUGGAUCGUUUUGUGGAUGUUGUGCUUGUGAAUGAAAAACCAUGGGAUUCUGGAGUGCAGGUAUUGACUGGUUCGCAUGUGUUUGUGUGUGCUCAUGGUAGUCGAGAUCGAAGAUGUGGUGUUUGUGGACCAGUUCUUAUUGAGAAGUUCAAAAAAGAGACUGAAGUGAGAGGGCUAAAAGAUCAAGUAUUUGUGAGCGCUUGCUCACAUAUUGGCGGGCACAAGUAUGCUGGGAACUUGAUAAUUUUCAGUCAAAAUCUGGAGGGAAAAGUCACUGGUCAUUGGUACGGCUAUGUGACUCCUGAUGAUGUUCCUGAAUUACUUGACCUGCACAUUGGGAAGGGAGAGAUUAUUGAACGGCUCUGGAGGGGCCAAAUGGGUGCAACCCCGGAGGAAGGUGAAAAGGCAAGUGAAGAGAAACUAAUUCCAAACGGAAAGGAUUUGAAGAAAAGCAAGAAGAAGCUUCAAGAAAGCAGCAACCAAGGCAAUCAGGAAAACACGGGGGGCUGUUGCCAGGGUGCUGAAGGGUUUUCAUGUUGCAGAGACAGUAACUCACAGGUGCCUGAGAAAAAAGGGGUGUGCGGACUGUCGAGUUGGCUGGGAACAUGGGAGCAAGGUGAUGUUCUUGCUGCGGUAGCCGUGGUCGGAGCAGUGGCAACUGUUGCUGCUGCAUAUAGUUUGUAUCGCAAGCAGGGUUGAAACUAAACACGCCCAUAAAUAAUGUGCCUUUUUUUCCCUUUUUUGGCAGGGGAGAAAUAACGUGGAUAAAAUAAUAUCUUGAACCAGUUAUAUGGUAUAGAAGAGUAAUGUCUGCAUACUAACAGGUAUAUGCCUUUGUUAAGAGGCAUCCAUGGGGAAAGUUCAGCAGAUUUAUGGAUGAAUUUUGUUUUUGGCUGAAUAAAAAAAAAGGUCUGUUUUUAGUUCACGGAUCACUGAAUAGUUUGUAUUUUUAAUAGUGGAUUGGAGCCUAUUUUAAUACUCUAGCAGGAUUUGAGCUUUGGAGAUUA